Macaca mulatta (Rhesus monkey) is the source of this 1944-nucleotide messenger RNA. It is a transcript of the gene B3GALT6, whose product is annotated as beta-1,3-galactosyltransferase 6. Gene Ontology annotation, biological process: glycosaminoglycan biosynthetic process; protein O-linked glycosylation. Gene Ontology annotation, cellular component: Golgi membrane. Gene Ontology annotation, molecular function: galactosylxylosylprotein 3-beta-galactosyltransferase activity. Lineage: Eukaryota; Metazoa; Chordata; Mammalia; Primates; Cercopithecidae. The record is from RefSeq and is a predicted model, not a curated record.
GGCGGCGCUUGCGCACUCGCUCGUCCGGCCUGGGCCGCCGGCCCGGCGCGGGCGCCAUGAAGCUGCUGCGGCGCGCGUGGCGGCGGCGGGCGGCGCUAGGCCUGGGCGCGCUGGCGCUGUGCGGGGCGGCGCUGCUGUACCUGGCGCGCUGCGCGGGCGAGCCCGGGGGCCCCAGGACGGCGUCGGGCCGCAGCCCCCCGCCCCCCGCGCCUGCGCGCGCCGCCGCCUUUCUGGCCGUGCUGGUGGCCAGCGCGCCCCGCGCCGCCGAGCGCCGCAGCGUGAUCCGCAGCACGUGGCUGGCGCGGCGCGGGGCCCCGGGCGACGUGUGGGCGCGCUUCGCCGUGGGCACGGCCGGCCUGGGCACCGAGGAGCGGCGCGCCCUGGAGCGGGAGCAGGCGCGGCACGGGGACCUGCUGCUGCUGCCCGCGCUGCGCGACGCCUACGAAAACCUCACGGCCAAGGUGCUGGCCAUGCUGGCCUGGCUGGACGAGCACGUGGCCUUCGAGUUCGUGCUCAAGGCGGACGACGACUCCUUCGCGCGGCUGGACGCGCUGCUGGCGGAGCUGCGCGCCCGCGACCCCGCGCGCCGCCGCCGCCUCUACUGGGGCUUCUUCUCGGGCCGCGGCCGCGUCAAGCCCGGGGGACGCUGGCGCGAGGCCGCCUGGCAGCUCUGCGACUACUACCUGCCCUACGCGCUGGGCGGCGGCUACGUGCUCUCGGCAGACCUGGUGCGCUACCUGCGCCUCAGCCGCGACUACCUGCGCGCCUGGCACAGCGAGGACGUGUCUCUGGGCGCCUGGCUGGCGCCGGUGGACGUGCAGCGCGAGCACGACCCGCGCUUCGACACCGAGUACCGGUCCCGUGGCUGCAGCAACCAGUACCUGGUGACGCACAAGCAGAGCCUGGAGGACAUGCUGGAGAAGCACGCGACGCUGGCGCGCGAGGGCCGCCUGUGCAAGCGCGAGGUGCAGCUGCGCCUGUCCUACGUGUACGACUGGUCCGCGCCGCCCUCGCAGUGCUGCCAGAGAAGGGAGGGCAUCCCCUGAGCCGCCGCGGCCCGGCCCUCCGGGGCACCCGCUUCACCCAGCGGCGCCUUGGGGCAGAUGCCGAGCGCGCGCCAUGCCCGGGCCCCAGGGCCCCCGUCCCGCGGCCACGCCCGUGGUCGCUGCCUCCCCGGCCUGCGUUUGGGAGACCCCUGGGGGUUGCCGGGACAGCGCGCCGUGUCCAGGUGGAGGUGCCGGUUCCUGGACCUUAGCGAGCCUAAGCGGGGCCCGGCCGCACGCUGACCCCCGUGCUGUCCGCAGCCGGCUCACGGGGCUGGGCCCCGAUCUUCCGUGUCUCUUAUCAGUGGCGUUUUUCAUGUACGUGUCUCAGAUCUAACGUGAUUUCACAUCAGUCCGAUUUCAUGGGAUUUUGGUCUCUGUCCAGUGACUUCGUGGUAAAUAUAACUCAGUGUUUGCUUGUAACUUAUUUAUAAAUAUUGUAAGUUUGUGUCGAUGUGAGUGUAAGUUGGCAAUGUGAAGGUCUCGGGUUUUUUACAUGGUUUCAGGAAACACUUCUAUGUCAGAACUUGGUGCCUGUACCGUCGGCCCCGCUGCUGCGUGUGUUUAAAGGCAGGAGAACUUUAAAACUGGCCAUUUAUCUUUUCAGUGUACACGUCAUUGGACUCAUUGUUUCUUUCUGAAGAGAUUUUCCUUUUAAGGCUUCCCGUGGGUGCGUGGCGCUGCUUUAUUUCAGACUCCACCCCAGGUUCCAGGAACCGAACCCCGGAGAGCUGAUGCGGUUCCAAUUCCGCCUUAAGAAAAGAGGACCAGCGGGCACCCGGCUUGCCUCUCGCCUACCUUAACACCUCCUUGGAAUCCCCUCAUUUAACGAGAAGAGUGAACACUGCGGUCCUUGCCAAAAUAAAAUAAAGCUGCCCCAGGACAAGGGGUGACCAUGAGC